This is a messenger RNA of Trichosurus vulpecula (common brushtail), 2667 nucleotides long. RefSeq names its product protein FAM217A-like. Bases 132 to 1250 code for a protein of 372 amino acids. The record is from RefSeq and is a predicted model, not a curated record. The transcript has a single exon. NCBI's taxonomy places the organism in Eukaryota, Metazoa, Chordata, Mammalia, Diprotodontia, Phalangeridae.
AGACGCGGGAGCGCCUCGGUCACUUGCCCAACUCUGUGGCCCACCCACCUUCUGCUCCCCUCAGGGAGUUGGGGCUCCAAAAGUCCAUCUUUAAGGAGGUCGCCCCUUGCAAGUCCCACUGCCCCCUCAAGAUGACAGAGAAGAGCAUCUGCCCCAGAACCUCACUGGGGUUCCUGGGGGGGAACCGUACCCGAGCAUGUAGCACCACACCUGAGAAAAUCAGGGAAGGAAAAUGCGCCCAGGACUCUGUGGAGAUUGAACAACACUUCAACAAAAUGGGGGAAACAAAUUUAUUUUGUGGGAUCCCUGGCACUCAUCUCCCCAUGACAUACAACCCUCAUGAGAAUGGAAAUCACUGGAAUUUUGAAUCAGAUGUCUUCACUCUUGAAAGUAAAAACCUCCCACCUACAAUGAAGAGCAGGGCAGGUGGCAGGCUGAAAAAGAUUCAUUUGGAAAUGCCACUAGAACAACUGAAAGAAUUUUGUUUGUCAGAGAACUCACACAAAAAAUCACAGAAGGAUAAUAAACAAGAGAAGUUUAAAUUCUGCAGCUAUCCUCCUAAUGAAGCAGUAAUAAUGCAGAAUAAGGAUUUUCAAAAAUUUCCUUUGGAAACUGGCUUUAAUGUAAAUAACAAUCGUCUAAGGUUCAUUCUGAACCACUCACUACCAUGUGGUUCCUCCUUUGGCAGACAAGCUGAUUCUUAUCCUGGACCUCAAAGACAGAUGUCACUGAGUCUCCACUGGCCUACUGCUGAUGGAGACUUUUGUAAAGACAAAUAUGAGCCCCAGAGUAACCCAUCUUCAGCUCCAGAAUGCAAUAAUGACAAAACUUUAUUCUCUUCAACUUGGAAUGCAAAGUGUGGGAAAAACAGCAUGGAAGAAAAUCUAAUUGAUAAAAGUGAUUUAUCAGAGGAUGAAAAUGUGAGAGAUAUAUUGCUCAAUCACUUUAAAAAAAUAGACCUGAACUUAAGGCCAGAAGUAAUAGAUGACUUUGAAGAACCUUUCUCAGAACAGCCAAAUCAAGUAUUUUCAUAUCCUGAUUUUCUCCCACCACCUUUUAAUACUCUAGACCUGCGUAAACUGGCCCUCUCAAAAUCUAAAAAAUGGAAAUUAGCAUUCAAUCAUAUAGAAUACUCCACUGAGAAGCUGAUAAAUCGUUUAUUGGAGAUGGAAAGAAAACAACACAUGACUAUACAGAAGGAGAGGCCAAAGAUACCAUUCAACUGUUCCACUCCUUUUGUUCCUGAAUAAUCCAUUUCCUCCAAAGGCAGAUCCAAAAAGAAGGCAUCGAGAUAUCCUGAAUCUUUGCCUCUUCAUAUAGCUUGCAUAGAUAAAUGUAAAGAAUCAAAAAAGAAGAGAGAGAAAAAAAGAGAAAAACCUCUAGUUCUUGUAAACUUGAGAAUACUUCAAAAUGUAGUGAUCUAGACUACUAUCUAUCAGAAAGAAGCUCACCCACCAUAGUUAAACUCAUUGUUACUUGUGAUGACUUUUCAUUUCUCAUAGAUUUCUAAUUAAAUCCACGACAAGAAAUUUCAUCCAGAUCAACUUCAAGUCCUUCCACUGCUCAAACAACUCAUCCACUGGUUAGAAUGGUUUCAACAAGAUGUUUGCAGUCAAAGUCUUUGUGCCAGUGUCAUUCCUUUCUCUUUGUUUGCCUAAGACAAAAGGAAAAAUAAACUAUCAUAGAGCAAAAAAAGAGACAUUGUCAAAAAUAUAGCUGUAAAUAGACUUCUAUAUUUAGAAGAGGAAUUGUCAGUCUCCUUUAUUUACAACUAUAUGUGAAAAAUACUCAAACACUGACCAAAAUAACCCUUUUUCUGUUGUGAUUCUCACUGGAUAAAAAUGUGGCACAUCAAACCAUUUGAAAUAUGAUUUAUCACUCCCAGUUGCAAGUAUUAAAAGGAAAACAAAGUAAACUAAAACAAAGAUUACUUGAAGUGCAGUGAAGCAAAUUUUGUGAAAAAUUAUUGCUUUGUACUUCAUAUAAAUCUAAGAGCAUUUGUCAUGACAUAUUGGUAAACCUUUUGUGUUUUCAUCACAAAGAAAAACUUCAUUAAAUAAAAUUCUAAAGACUGAACUUUUGUUAUGCCUAUUUCUUAGUCUCAUAAUACCAAAUGCAAAAAAAAGAUUGUAUAACUGACUUCAAAUAAAAUAACUAUAGACAGUAUAAGAUACUUGGGCAUCUACCUGCCAAGACACUCACAGGAACCACAUGAACUACACUCUUUACACAAAUAAAGACAGAUCUAAAUAUUUAGAGAAAUAUUAAUUACUCAUGAGUAGGCUGAACAAAUAUAAUAAAAGUAUGAUACUACCUAAAUUAAUUUAUUCAGUGCCAUAACUAACAAAUCAUACUAACAAAGGAUUACAUUAUAGAGCUAGAAAAGAAUGUCAAAAUUCAUCUGGAGGAACAAAAAAUUCAAGAAUAUCAAGAGAUAUUGAUAUCAAGGGAAUAAAUGAAAAGACAAUAGGAGGGAAGAGGCCUAGCAGUACUAGAUCUCAAACUGUAGUUCAAAGCUGUAAUUACUGAAACAUUUUUCUACCGAGUAAGAAAUAGAGAGGUUUAUCAGUGGAACAGAUUAAAUAUACAACAUAUAGAAACAAAAAACCAUAGUAACUAUUAACAAAUCUAAUUAUCCCAGCAAAUGUGGCCAGAAUUAAUUAUAUU